AUGGCAAGCAGAACUACCGACUCAGCCUUUGUUGUGGUCACCGGUGAUCCUCAGCGUGGAAAUGGCGAACGAAUCAGCCAAGUACGCUCACACCUCGCCAAACAAUACCACCAAAAUUCCCGACAGAAAAAGUCUCGAGUAUCAGAAACCCGCAAAAAGCAGGCUUACAUCCGGCGCAGCUAUACCAGCCAGAGCUUACCCCGAGAAAUCCACCUCACCUUGGAUCCUUCGCAGCUAUUUGCAUCAGCCACCGGGUUCCAGCGAAUGCAGCGAUUCAUGUAUCACUAUGUGUACGACAGUUACCGACUCCACCCUUUUUUUAGCACCGUUGUCUAUGCAGCUGUGGCCCAUGCACCACUGAUGAGCUCGAAAAUCCUGAAUGCAUCUGCCUGGGAUGACCUCAACUCCACGGGCGAAAUUAGUGAUUUGAGUCUCCAGCAACGCGUGAUUACUCGGAACUUACUCGGCGAAUCUCUGGGCAAUCCCAAUGAAGGAUAUAGCGACCUGAACAUUGCCGCCUUGAUUGCAUGUAUAUUGUUUGAUUUGGUCAGUGAUGACAAAAUUGCUUUCUCUCGAGACAAGCAAGGCCUCCAGAAUAUUGUUCAAUGCCGCGGAGGUUCAGAUCACCUAGGUUUUGAAGGACAUUUAAAGAAUAGUCUACUUCUUAUUAAGGAAUUGGAGCGAGUUGCUGGGAUAGAUUGGCACCCAGAAUCCAUGUUAUCCAGCAUACAAACCACCCAAUGCCAGCCACUCGAUAUGAGAUUCUUUGCUUUUGGACGAGAGCAAGACAGUAUCUUCAUAUCGGAAACACUCCAGUCUUUUAUUCAUCUACUGAGCGAUUUCUACCAGUUGGUCAUUCUAUGCCAGCAAUCUUUCUACCACCCACCCAACUCCGCCGCCCGCCGUCAUUGUGUUGCACAAUCGAAAAUAAUCCACAAACAGCUAUCUUCGACGAGAUCAUCUAUCUGUGAUAACACCCACUCACCUGAUGACCCAAGGAUAGCUCCUCUGGCACUCGCAGGUAUUCUCUUUAGUUGGUCAACCGUUGCCUCACGCGAGGCGAGCUCCCACGAAGUGGCCCAUGCGACCCUCGAACUACGCAAUUUGCUCCAGCAAACAGACCUGGACAAAUUCUGGGGUUUAUUUCCCGGUGCCCUUGUUUGGUGUCUGGUAACUGGAUCACGAAUGUCGUCCCCAGGGCCAGUACGAAAAUGGUUCGUCAUGCAGACUACGCGGAUCACCUGCUCAAUGGCGAUGAGUUGCUGCGAUGACGUGCUGCAGAGUCUCCAGACAAUCCUAGGAGGGCUAAAUGCGGCAAAAUUACUUCGAAAUGGGGUCCUCAUCUGA
This is a messenger RNA of Penicillium alfredii, 1347 nucleotides long. RefSeq lists its product as uncharacterized. The transcript is spliced from 4 exons. Bases 1 to 1347 code for a protein of 448 amino acids. The record is from RefSeq and is a predicted model, not a curated record. Lineage: Eukaryota; Fungi; Ascomycota; Eurotiomycetes; Eurotiales; Aspergillaceae.